Molecule: messenger RNA, 2226 nt
Organism: Nycticebus coucang (slow loris)
Lineage: Eukaryota; Metazoa; Chordata; Mammalia; Primates; Lorisidae
Gene: CD28
Product: CD28 molecule
Exons: 4
Coding region: 40-777 (245 amino acids)
Biological process (GO): positive regulation of T cell proliferation; T cell costimulation; T cell activation
Cellular component (GO): external side of plasma membrane; membrane
Source: RefSeq, a predicted model, not a curated record
GGUGACUGUAGAUGACAGAGCCUGUCAGCCUCGGCACAGAUGUCUUCAGUUCACUUCACACUUUGGGUUCCUCGGGAGGGGGGGCUGGAGCCCUCGCCCACCGUUAGGACAAUGAUGUUUAGGCUGCUCUUGGCUCUCAACUUAUUCUCCUCAUUUCAAGUAACAGAAAACAAGAUUUUGGUGAAGCAGUCGCCCUUGCUUGUGGUGUAUAACAAUUCAGUCAACCUUAGCUGCAAGUAUACCUACAACCUCUUCUCAAAGGAGUUCCGGGCAUCUCUUUAUAAAGGAGUUGAUAGUGCCAUGGAAGUCUGCAUGUUGUAUGCGAAUUACUCCCAUCCGCUUCAGUUUUCCUCAAAUACAGGGUUCAACUGCGAUGGGAAGUUGGGCAACGAGUCAGUGACAUUCUACCUUUGGGAUCUGUAUGUUAACCAAACAGAUAUUUACUUCUGCAAAAUCGAGAUCAUGUAUCCCCCCCCUUACCUGGACAAUGAGAAGAGCAAUGGGACCAUUAUCCACGUGAAAGAGAAUUAUUUUUGUCCAGAUCGCCCAUCUCCUGAGUCUUCCAAGCCCUUUUGGACCCUGGUAGCAGUUAAUGGAGCCCUGGCUUUCUAUAGCUUGCUGGUCACAGUGGCCCUUUUUGCUUGCUGGAUGAAGAAUAAGAGGAGCAGGCUCUUGCAGAGUGACUACAUGAAUAUGACCCCACGGCGGCCCGGCCCCACCCGCAAACACUACCAGCCCUACGCCCCUGCACGUGACUUUGCGGCCUACCGCUCCUGACACAGACGCCUAUCCAGAAGCCAGCCGGCUGGCACUCCCCAUCUGCUCAACACCACUGCUCUGGAUAGGAAAGGACCACCUCAUUGUCAGCCAGCCACCUCGGGCCCCUGUUAGGCCACCAAUGCCAAGUUCUCUUGAACGACUAUCAAAUGUCAAGAUUCUUUUGAAGCUCUGAAAUGAAGUUAAAGAAAUUACUGUGGUAGGCCAAGUCUUGUAGUGCCAUGACCCCAAUUCAAACUUACCAUGUAUUUAUUGACUUGACUGAGAAGUGGGUAGAAAAUACAAAGUGAGUGGACUCUGUUAGCCUUGAAAUCUGCUUCCAAGUUGCUGGCAGAGCUUGUUUCGUUUUCCACUCAUCUGCACAUCUCAGUCAAACAUCCACUAAUGGAUAUUUUAAAUGGAGGAGAAAGGCUAGAAUCAUUCCUUUUGGUUAAAUGAGUGUUUAAGGAGGGAACAACUUAGUGUAGGGAGAGGGGGAGGGAGACUUGACUAUUUUAAAACCAUUAAAACACUGUCUCCUAUUCAUGAAAUGAGCCAUUUAAUUCAUAUUUAAUGUUGUUUUCCUUUUAGUUUAGAAAGAUGUAGACAUUCUCUUUGAAGAAUUUUGACCUUACUUAGUUAUUUGGAGCAAUGGGAUCCCCUCAAAACAAUGCUAGGCAAAUCAAUUUGCUUUUCUCACUCCUUGAGAUGGGAAUUCAGUGUUAGUAUUCACAGUAUGACUUCAAAAGAAUAAAAUAGUUCUCCCAAAAGGAAGAAUGUGUCAGAAAAUAAGGUCAUGUGAAGUCAAAAUUAUUUGAAUACUACGAAGGAUUAUUUGUUCAGCAGCAGCUCAUUCUAGACAAACCAUGCAGUGGGGCUGCGGCCUUAGAAUAAUCCAGAAUGGCUACUCUGAUCUUUGUCGAUAAGGAAAACAGAGAACCAGCCACUUUUGUGGCUUCUAAAGAUGGGCUGAAGUUGAAGUCUAGACCUUGAGUCUAAGGUUUAGAUAGCAGAUCUCAGGUUUCAACACCACAUGUUGGCAAAACGUUUGAUACUCCACCAGCUUUACCUAAAUCUGCCAGAAAGGCUUUGGGAACUGUCAACAAAACUACAAAGUCAGUAAAGACUAAGAGACCCCUAAAACAAAAAGAGCCAAACUUCACUGCAAAAAGGUGACUGAGAAGACUACUGGUGCAAAAAGCUCUGUUCCUGCCUCAGAUGACACCUAUCUAGAAGUAGAAAAAUUCUUUCCCUUCCAUCUUCUAGAUUUUGAGAGUAUUGACCUGCCUCAAGAGCACCAGAUUGCAGACCUCCCCUUGAAUUGAGUGCCUCUCAUGAUCCUUGAUGAGGACAGAAAACAUGAAAAGCUGUUACAGAUGGACCCCCCUUCACCUGUGAAGAUGCCCUCUCCACCAUGGGAAGCUGGUCUGUUAGUCUCCUUCAAGCAUUCUGUCAACCCUGGAGGUUGAG